Orbicella faveolata is the source of this 9091-nucleotide messenger RNA. RefSeq lists its product as uncharacterized. The record is from RefSeq and is a predicted model, not a curated record. Gene Ontology annotation, biological process: cell differentiation; anatomical structure morphogenesis; regulation of transcription by RNA polymerase II. Gene Ontology annotation, molecular function: RNA polymerase II cis-regulatory region sequence-specific DNA binding; DNA-binding transcription factor activity, RNA polymerase II-specific. NCBI's taxonomy places the organism in Eukaryota, Metazoa, Cnidaria, Anthozoa, Scleractinia, Merulinidae.
CACAGAAGGAAAAAAUUCAGAAAAGCAAAACAAAAGUGACGAGAAGGCACUGAAAACAGAGCAAAUCCACUCUCGUUCAGAGGGUACGUCUUCAGUCGCUUAGCAAAGAUAGAAGAAUCGAUCUGGGAAUGAAUUAUUGUGACAUGCGCAAAGGACGUCUUGCCGCGGGCAAGUUUUCAGCGGAAUUACAAGGAAGAUUAGUGUUUUCCACUUUAAAUAGAAACUUGUUUCAAAUUCGAAGAAGAUCAAUACAAACUCAUCAUUUCCCAAUCAAUUUUUCUCCCCUCCAUAAAAUAUUAACAGAGAUGACUAUCGAUAAUUUUUUUGAAAAAUAUUUUUUACAGAGUUAUUUUCGCAAAAAGUGCUUUCAAGCUGCCGUUCGCACAGCAACCGAUAUGGCCGCGUUUUGGGAAUCAAAUAUAAAUGAUUGACAAUUGAGAGGGCAUGUGCAACUAGCAUGUGUUGCAACACGUACGUUUUGAGACAGAGAGACCCAAGCAGGCUGAGUGAAAUUGGAUUAAGAGUUGUCAUCUUAAGCGAGGUAUUGCACGACAAUCACGUUAAUGAAUCAAAGGCGAUUUUUUCUGGUUUAUCAGAUAAACAUUUUGCGCACAUCUAAAACGACACACGUGCAUUGGUUUGUGGCUAUCAGGGUAAUUAGGUCGAGUAUUAAAACAUUAAUUGCCUUGACGCGGCGUUGUAAAGUCGCCUUCCUAUCAAACUAAUGUCAAUUAUACCCGGUAAUGUAGUGAUCUCUUAAACAGAAUUUGCGACACAUCUCUAACCAUGGUUGCGGUCAUUUACUGAUAUUGACAAUGUAAUAUAAGUCAUAUUGCUCGCGCUCCCAGUUGUCGCUCUUGAGCAAAAAUGCGGUCUAAAAAGUUGUUCUCUCCUGCAAAGCGCUUCCAGACUGAAAUACUAGGCUCAAAGACAUCAAAAAGAACCAAAGCUGUCGUCAGGGGAGUCGUGUGAUCCCUAGACGAAUCCGCGAUAGCAAAGUUAUUAAAGAAGGUGGAGACUCAUGUAUUUUUUUCAUUCCCUUCAGCUGGCGAGAGUAAUGAUUUUAUAUCGUGCGCUUUGUGUCGAAUUGCGGUGGAUUAUUUACAUGGAAAUAAUAUCCCUUAGAGCUUCUUAGAACAAGAAUUCUAAGCCAAAAACUGCGAUCUUCAGGUUUAGUUAGUGGCUUCUUCAUGCAGUAAAGGACGCGACAGUCUCUAGCGUAGAAAAUAUCGUCUCCUUUUUGAAAAGAGAUUAAAAAAAGACCAUUUUCGUUUUCUUUAGAGCUUAUUUUUUGCUCACAAAAGCAAUAGCCACCUUAAAGCCAAGCUAAAAUUUGUUUAUAAAUUGAAAUAUCUGGUAGAUAUCAAAUGAUUUUUAUCUAUCGGCUGAUUUUCAACGACUUGUUAGCCACUGGAAAAAUACGAGAAAUGCGGGUGAAAUAUAUCAAGUUACGAACAGGCUUAGAUAAUCACCUGGCAAGGCGAUUUUUUUUGUAGGAGUUUUGAGGGUUGCUCCUUUGUACGCAAAUCUUUAACCUUGGUCAUAAAAUACUUCUGUCUCUCUAAGGCAAUUCAGAUAACCCCAGCAUAUUUAUGCGACAGGCGUGUUACAAUGUUGAACCGGUAUCAUCGUUUUCUUUUACUUAUUUGAAGUCAGCUUUUACCAUUAUCAUUUCAAUGGUCGCUCACUGAUAUUUCACUGUCUCUGAGAAGCAGAUGAUUUCUUUUAUAAUGGUGAUAUAAGACACAUAACAAAACAAGGUCAAAGGAAAAUAUCAAUUCGCUCAGUUCAACACGCCUCGGUGUUUUCUUGCCUGUAGGUAUAAAGUUACCUUAAAGAGAUUGUCCAAACUCACGACAUUUGUUCGUUGGCAAGCCUUAGUUAUACAACUAAGACAAAAAUGAUAUUAGUUCAGCAUCGAACUUUUUAUGCAGGACUUCUGCUGAUUUUACAAUUGCUUAUUUUUAGAAGCGAUCGCUGAGGUGCACUCUGCGGAUGAAAAUUGCUCUAGUAUCGAAAACAAAAUUGUUAAAAAGGUAGAAUACCACGACAUGAUAUACGCAUUGAAAGAAAAGUGUUUCAUCGCUCGCGUGUCCGUGCCCAGCUCAAUUAACAAAUUUUUGUUAUUUAUCCGAGACAUUUCUUCAAGUUAGGAACCCCAUUUAGAGCUGUGAAUAGCCUUAAUUAUUGUGGCAGGUGAAACAUUGCCCGGUAACUCCUCCCUAGCUAGUUUAAUUACUUAAGUACGUGUAUAUAUGAAAAACACAGAAAGCGAUAUUACCGAAUAAGAUAAACCUGGAGGGAUGUAUGCAUUAAAAAGCUAAACAUACAGCUAGUUUUACAUGCGUUUUUCUAGCUGUCCCGAAUAGUAUUUUUAGCUAUUUGUGCUUUUCAAAUCGACAAUAUUGAAUUAGCGUUGAAGUGCGGUGCCGAUUUUAUUUGAUCUUUUUAUUACGCGAAAUUUAGUCACUUAUCUUGCCAUUGAUAAUCGACGCUUUUAGCUGACAGAAAAAUACUCAAUAUGUCAUUGAGAAGGUCUUCAAUAGUGUCUAUUCUUCAUUGUCGCAAGUUUAUGAAUCGCUUUAUUUCUUUUCACCAACUCGCGAGUAAUUUCCUGUAAGGUUAAGAAAAAUAAUAAAAUUCCCCCCAAAGCUCGCGGAAGACGACAGGAAUGAUGAAUUGUUAAAGCUUUUUAUUCUCGCCUUGAUAACUUUUAAUGAAAGAAUAAAGUGGAAAUGAAACAUUUUUCGAUUAGCAUACACAAGAUACAGGUGUUAUAGGUCUUUGUCGAUAUGGGUUAUCAACAAAAGAAUAUAACAAAAUUACGACCUCUGAGAGGAUAAUUUUUCACUCGUCAUAUUAAUUCUACGUGAAUUAGCUUUACUCUAAAGACUACAACAUUCAGCAACGGCGACUCACUGGACGAAAAAAAAAAUCGCCUUGAGGUAUCCUGAGCGAACGCAAAAGGAAAAAAAAAUGUAUGUCUUAUAAAAACCUCCUGAAAACAUAUUCCAAAACGGCAGUUCCGGAUUGAUCUCUGUUUUGGAUCAAUAUAAAAACUACUCAGCAAUUUUCACAUAUUCAGUCUUGUAUGACAAUUGUUUGUAUAUUUCGGAAAGAAUAAAAGGAAAUUAAACCACGCAGAAAUUAUGGCUUUUGUAAUCAGUGAGUUUGAGAAAUUAAUAAUUGAGAAGUGAUCGAGCAAAUAACAACUCCUUGAAGAUGACAAGGUGUAUCUUUGAUACUGUUCGGUUUCAAUGAUCAGUUUCAUUUGCGACAAAAAGAGUUAAUUAAAUUUCAAAUUGAUUCUUGCUGAACUUAGCUCGGUGAGUCUUAAUUUUUAUUUAGUGUAAUCAAGGGCAAAUAGUGACUUUUAUUUGUUUAAUAACCAACACGCACGAAGGAUUUAAGGCCAAAACAACAGCCAUUGAGUAUGAAAAACAAUAUAUCAGGAUUAAGUCAGUUUCGCCGCUUGCUUACAAUUCGCGAUUGAUUUCUUCAAAAAAAGAAGAGAAACCAUAAAGGGCCAAAAUUAUCGAUCAAAUUAUGUUCCCUUUAAUUGAAAACAAAUAUCCUAAGUUUCACAAAACCAGACCAAGAGUAGCAAAAUACGACGGAAAUUCCAAACAAUUAUUCAAGGCUGCUAAAAUGAUUGCAUUUCGGCGUGUUUUGUCAUCGUGAAAUAUAUCUACUUUUAAUCGCAGUGUAUUCGUUUAAGGCCAUCGUCACAUCAAACCUUAUGUACAUUUAUUUUGCUGACAAGAGCGAAUAAGGGCCCUUGAAGUUUCCGACAAUUGUAAGUAAGAAAGUCAAAUAAAACGACACCUUGUUCUUUCACCUUGUGAGGCAGUGGCGAUUUUCAGCACUAUAUCAAACCCUUGUUCCAGACUUUAUUUGACAUCUCCAGUCACUUUUUGAUCACAUAUACUGUUAAUCUGUCGACAAGAUCAUUUUGUUUUAGCAGACCCUUUUAAAAUAUCACCUUACAUAUUUUCUCAGUGUAUAACUUUCACGUUAUAACAAUCGUUAGUGAAGACGCAUUUUAUAAUGGCACCGAAAACACAUUACAAAAAAAUCCUUCAUAGAUAAAACUUUUUAAAAAUCAUGAGUAAAUUGAAACCAAAUAAAUUUUUGUGAAUAGAAAUCAUCUGCUAUUUCUGGACAUAACAAAGAUAUCUGAUGCAAAAACUCUGGGUGGAUUACGCGCUGUAAAAAAAUCUUUCCCAGCGUACUUGCUUUUUACAUUAAAGAUGAGUAAAGAGGGUUCCCUUCUAUAAAUAGUUAUUUUUGGCGAAUUAGAAAAAAAGAUGGCCCUUGAGGAAAAGAAAACACAAAACCAUGUAAUAAUUCAGAAGAUAUUUUAAUCGAUAUCUUUGCGGGGUAAAAACGAAACUUGGUGUUUCCGCGGCACCGUUUGGGGUUAUCAUGUUCCUUGUUUGCAAACGGUUAAGUUAGGAUUAAGCCCUCUCAAAAGAUCACAACUUCGAUAGAUGUGCUUCGAAUAUGUUGCUGUGAAGGUGACAAUCUCGGUGACGAAAAUCUCGCGAGAUACUGGAACGAACUCUUAAAAUAAAAUUAUCUUAGCCAAGAUUGUUUUAGAAUACUUUUUAAAUCAAAUUUCUAUCUUUUUUCGUCUCCUCGCAUAGAUUUUUUUUUCACUAGCAGCUAAUUUCAUGCAGAUGAUUCCUCUGUUUAUUUACCUUGGAAAAGACAUAAUAAAACCAUUUUAUCUCAGAAGUGUAUUGUAAACACACUGCUCUUAGCAAAAUGAAAAUCAAACAAGAAUUGAUAGCGCUGUUUAACAAAUGGUUACAAUCUUUCCCGCCAUUAAUUGUGCUAUUGAAAUUGCCUUCACGGUUUUCCAACUAAUUUCCGUCCGUCGCACCAUGACGUUGGAGCUUUUAGCUUGACUUUCAAAGCCUUAUCUGAUAUUGUGAGUAAAUAGGGAGACAUCUGUGAAUAAUUUGAAAUAGAUUUGGGCUCGCCUUAUAAAAUUUGUUUGCGUAAAUUUGACACCAGGGCUACAAUUCUCUACAAGUGGGCGAGCAUUGUCGAGUGCCGACCACUAACUUCACAAGAUUUAAAUUCCACAUUUUUCGUGCAACGAAAUAUCUCUGAGCCUUAAAAAACACACGCGCGAGCGCUAACCACUGAUAAUCAGUGUCGUUUCUUCCUGUUUAAGUUUACCGACCAAAGAGAAAGUUUUUAUACGGCCUAAUUACAAAGAACACCACCUUAAUGAGGUAAUUAUUAGAUAGGAUGCAGCAGAGUAAACCUUUUUGAUGCUAAUGCGUGAAUAAAUCGCCGAUAGCCCCAGGGAGAGCAGUUGUUAUAAGUGGUUAUAACUUAGGUGGGUGGUCUCCGUGUAUCUUGACUUAUUCAAACAACUUUUACCGACUGAAAACACAUCAUUCCUUCGCCACCUUCCACAGCGUAAACCCACUCAGCGUCUGACAGAUCAGUGCGUGCAACACAACAGUAGCGUCUGAAGGGGCUCAGCACUGCAAUGGCUUUUCAAGAGAAUUACAAACACGACGACGAGGAAACGAUAAAAGUACAGAGUUUUAAAACAACGAAAAGCGAUGACGAAGACGAAGAAGUCCUGGUUGAAAAAGAACCGGACGAAGAGGAAACAAAAAGAGAUCCUAGCAUAUGUCCACAAACCUCUACGAAUGAAACUAGAAGGCAAUCUUCCAUGUCAAAGCCGCCCUAUUCCUACAUCGCUCUCAUAACAAUGGCUAUUCUACAAUCACCCCAAAGAAAACUGACCCUCAGCGAAAUCUGCGACUUCAUCAAACGCCGUUUCCCUUACUACCGUGAAAAGUUCCCAUCAUGGCAAAACUCCAUCAGACACAACCUCUCUCUUAACGACUGUUUCAUGAAGAUGCCUCGCGAACCGGGAAAUCCAGGCAAAGGCAACUAUUGGACACUCGAUCCAGCAAGCGAGGGAAUGUUUGACAACGGCAGCUUUUUGAGACGAAGAAAACGAUUCAAGAGGCCGCGACCACCAGAGGGAACUGUUGGUACCUUUGGGUUUCAGUAUUACUGGAACUGUGUGGAUUCUCCAAGCUGGCGCCCUCCACUGUAUUCUCACUUCCCUAUUCCAAGGUAUCUGGCAUGUUUACCGCCUGCUCUGACUAGACCAAGCGAGCCUGCCGCUGUGCGAGACAGAGAACGGCCUGUAAAGUUCUCAAUCGCGAGUAUCAUUGGCUCGGACACCGAGGAAUAUCCAGCUCCAGCCAGCAAAGGGAGCCCGUCCUUGUCGUGCUGCUCGUCUGUGCGAUCUAGUUACGGCAGCAACAUCAAACCCUGCCUUGUAUCGCCGACAUCGUACUGUACCUACUGCAGUCAAUUGGCUGGAAAACGGUAAGAACUGUCAGUGACUACAUGAACAGUGUGAUGGUCAUUUCUGUUUGACCUAAGAAAGACAAUGUAGCAUUUGAAUAGAGUAAAGUUUCUUCUCAUUUGCAACUGUCCUUCCAUAGUAUCAUAACUUUUGCUAUCGUUUAGAAUCAGUGUAAGCAAAGAGCUUGUCGCUAAAUACAGAAGUAUCUCUAGAAUUGUAGGAAUAACAAACUCUGUCAAGAAUUAUCCUAAGUUUGGUCUGAUGUAUGAAUUUACCGAGAAUUUUUUUAACACCUAUUUGUCAGCCAGCGCGAUCAUGACUGUCGACGGUUUUCCGUAUGGGGUAAUAUUGCUGUAAAAUGAAUUUCACAUUUUCUAAGCACGAUUGUACAGUUAAAUCAAGAAUUUUCACAUGUGAUGGAUGGUGCGGACUGGCAAAGCGCUUUUUAAACCUGAACUAAAACUGCUACAGAACAAAAUCGCACUGACGAAUGACGUUAUCUUUUUCGUGGCCAAAAUGAAUAGCGUUUUGUUCAUUUAGGAGGCAGUUGCAAAAGUUUCUAUUUCUAGGAUUUAAUAUAGAUAAAUUGUAAUUUCAAGUCCAUCUUUCCAGUGUUUAGUGAAUUGUGUAAAUAAGAAAUGAUUGUGGAACAAUACAAUAAGUCCUUCAGGGAUGGUUAAAAAAGAAUAAAUGAAACAGUGACGAGAGUAAGUUUGAGCUUUUAUUUUUCCCUUAACGCCCAAGAAUCCCUUGGUAUAACACCUACCAAACCCAAAUUACCUUCUCAUUUCGAUGUAUUUGUUAUUUUUCCUCUGUGGCCAAGUUUUUGUAAUAAAAGCGUUUUGUAAUAUGAAAUGAAUCUUGCCGCUACAGAUGUUUGCCAAACCUUAAAUUUAGCCAUUUAUCAUUUGACGAACAUCAAAUGUAAACAAAAAAGUCAUUAGUCACUCAGCAUUAUCGCUAUCAGCUUUAAUAUGUAAGUAACCAAUUCAUGUUACAAUUGCUCAAAGCUACCGAAAAACAGAAUUGAAAGCUCACAAAGAAGCAAUUACAAACACUCAUUUACUCAUCAAUACACAACACGUUUGGUACUCGGCAUUUUGUAUUUGAAUAUUAAGGAAAAUUAAGAAAAGAAGAAUUACAAAUUGCUAAUUAAGUCUUCGAAAGAUUUGGGUUGGGGCAAGUCCAAAACAAACUCCUUUAGUGCCAAAGUUUGGCAAAGUUACGAUAAAUGUUUGGCGCUUAUCUUUGUAGACUCUCUCCCCGAUAUAAUCUCUUGGAAGUUCGAAGGCUGUUUUAAGCUCUGAUGAAUUGAGCAAAUUCUCUAAUCGAUCAAAACAUCAGGAAAAGAAAAUAUAUACAUUUUAGGAACUUGGGCAUUUUAAGAAAACGAGCAUCUCUGGAAUCACUGCAGGGGUAGAGGAAGAUCUACAAUUAACAUCUGCUUUUAAUUCUACAUUUUCACACGAAUUGCCUUUGUGUGGGCCCUGCGGUACUAAGAACAUCCAUAACCUAUAACAACAAAUAACUUUGAAUUCAUAGUUUUUCUCUUUUGAGAAGACAUACAAAGAAAACGUUUGAGUAUUGCAUUGUUCUGUGUUAUUAUUUCAGAUGUUUUAAUUGUUAAGACGGAGUGUUUACCUUUUGAAGUUGUUUUUGAAUAGACGCCGUUCGUUUUGGUUACAAAAACAGUUCCACGAAAUAAAAGCGAUCAAAAGAUCGAUUGCAUAAAUAUUACACGCAGAGAUAGAUUGUUAUGACACACGAACAAACGACUUCUUCACCGUCAUCACUCCCUUCCUUGUUUAGUUACCUUCACGGAAAAUUCCAAUCCAAUAAAAUAAAAUGCUUUAAAAUGAGCUCCUUACUUGCCCGUAAGUUAUUAUUGUAACAAAAACAACACUUUUCUGCAUAGUAACCUCGAAACCCCUCACAUGAAUUAAUAUGUUCACUUCGAAGAUAUGACUUUGUCAAAGAAUUCUAUAUAUCUAACUCUAAGGGGUGCUUCUCUCUACUAAUGGAAAUUUGUCUUUGGUAGACUACAUCAAAUGCCUUGUUCUAUAGAACAAAGAUCAUUCCUAAAUAUAUGGGUUAUUUCAGGGAGUUCAAGAUAGAAAGUUUGUAGGUUUUACAGAUGUUUUGUUCAAUAUGCAACACAAAAAUAUCUCGAAUAAAAAUCUCAAGCUAUAUAUAGGUCAUAUAUAGUGAUACCUUCACCUCGUGCAAAAUACGCAUUCUUUCCAGCGGUGUCAAUGAUUUGAAACUACCAGCCAAAUAUCAAAGUUUAGAAAAGAAGCUUGAGCUUUGGUUCCGUUCGACGAAACCACAUUAUAAUCUCAAAACUUUGUUAUACGAAUUAAGACAAACUUCUCUUUGUUAGAUGUUUAAAUCUACCUUACAACUACCUACCCAUGUUCUACUGUACACUUUUCCGUGUUAUUCACAGAUUCGAUCUCAACAUUUCCAAAACCCAGUCUAUUUGAAAUUGAACUGAACUAUCAAUUCUUGUUUAUUGCAAUACAUUUCUUUUGAAGUCAGUUUUGAGAAUUAAGAAAUACGUCAAGUCAAUCUCUUAAUUGAUGAUUCGUUUAUUCUCAUCACUCGUCUGCUUGAUAACGUAUUCAAAUUGUAAGGAGAAAUCAUGACGAGAUGUGACCGGUGUAGCCGAAAAACUCAUUACCAACUCUCAGAAUUACUCCAAAUAAAAUUUCGAAUAUUGUCUCACACUAUCACCGACAGUUACAA